AUGGCACCGAGUCAAGUUUCAUCGGUCAAGAUUGGGACAACACAAUUUGUCAAUGCAGUUCUCGAGCAGAACAAAAGUAAACUCGACAAGGUCGCUGUGAUUCGACUAUGUGGACCGUAUUCUCGGCGGUCUCCUCCAUUCGUUGGCUUCCCAGUCGGUCUCUGUGACCUGAUGGAAGGCCAUUAUGGCUACGUAGAUGGUGGCUAUCAAGUUGAUGGCAGAGUCGUACGCACGCUACGACAUGAGCAACUCAAAGAGCAAGCAGCAAUUAUCAAGUCCCAGUCGAUCAAGAGUUUGGUUGUGGUUGGUGUAUACUCUCCGUCAAAUCCUGAGCAGGAGUUAGAAGCUGCCUCUGUUUUGGUUUCGGAACUUGGUGCUGGAUAUGAUGUCUCCUGCUCUCACAAGGUCGGCAGGCUAGGAUUUCUUGAACGAGAGAAUGCAAGCAUUCUCAACGCUAGUCUUCGACGUUUUGCUCGCCAUGUCAUCGCGGGUUUCAAGAUUGCUGCUCAGAAAUUGGGCAAAUGCAGCCUACACAUCACCCUCAAUGAUGGCACUUUGAGCAAGGCCUCAGAAGCUGCUGAGCACCCAGUACGAUGCUUCUCAUCUGGUCCUACAAAUAGUGCAAGAGGAGCUGCACUACUGGCGGGAUCUCUUUCCCAUACAGACGAUAGAGAAACCCUGGUGAUAGAUAUUGGAGGGACCACAACCGAUAUUUGCGGCUUGUUAAAAACCGGGUUUCCCAGGCAAUCUCCUGCUUUCGUCAAUAUUGCGGGUGUCAGGACAAACUUGACGAUACCUGAUGUACACAGCAUUGCUGCAACAGAUUUGAUCUUAUCCAACGAUCGGACAGAUAGACUUGUACAGUCACAUGCCAAGGCCUCUGGGCUUGCAGAGAUUAACAGGGCUGUCGAGGAAGCUAUCGAUCUUGUCAAGACAAAGCCGGGCGAUGUGCGAGCAAUUCUUGUUGGUGGUGGGAGCAUCAUCAUUAGCGAUGAGAUUGCGGGAGUCGGAGAGCUCAUUCGCCCAGAAUAUCUCGAAGUGGCCAAUGCUGUUGGCGCCGCGUGGCUCGGUUGA
Molecule: messenger RNA, 1074 nt
Organism: Colletotrichum graminicola M1.001
Lineage: Eukaryota; Fungi; Ascomycota; Sordariomycetes; Glomerellales; Glomerellaceae
Product: hydantoinase/oxoprolinase
Exons: 7
Coding region: 1-1074 (357 amino acids)
Biological process (GO): glutathione metabolic process
Cellular component (GO): cytosol
Molecular function (GO): 5-oxoprolinase (ATP-hydrolyzing) activity
Source: RefSeq, a predicted model, not a curated record